Coregonus sp. 'balchen' is the source of this 866-nucleotide messenger RNA. NCBI's taxonomy places the organism in Eukaryota, Metazoa, Chordata, Actinopteri, Salmoniformes, Salmonidae. The record is from the annotation of a GenBank genome assembly.
AUGAGGGGAUCACUUAUAUAUGUAGAGUUGGUGUUUUUCAUUUCAGGACAGUGUGUGAAUCACAUAACCCUGUCGACCUGUAAUUUGCUCCAUAUACAAGCAUUUCGCUACAUUCGCAAUAACAUCUGCUAAAAAUGUGUAUGUGACCAAUAACAUUUGAUUUGAUUUGAUGUCCCUAUUUCUCAGAUCUGAAAUGCGUUUAAAGGAUAGACACGUCAGAGAAAUGGAGGAGAGGUUCUGUUUUUUAGUCACCUCUGACCAAAAAGCGAAACAUAUUUAUGAACACGGACUGAAGGUUGAGAACACGGACCAACACGCUCUGGGAAACGCGUCAUAUGGAGUCUAUUUGCACAGGCAUGCUGAUGUGGCCCUGAAAAAUAUCAGCGGCAACACACCUGCUGGAAAAAUCCUCAUAAUUUUCAAGGUUAGAUGAAAAUAGUUGUCAAAAUGAUAAUUGUUGUUAUUUCUAUUCAUUAAGGAAGUAAAACAUACUUUUCUCCUUUUUUUGUUCUCCAUAGGUUCUCUUUGGCAAGGUGAAAAAAGUAACUCCAUGUUACGGAAGGAACAGCACACAUGAUCCAACGGUGAAUUACGAUUGUCACGUGUCCAAAGACCCCGCUGUCCCUCGGGACACCUUGUCUCAGCAAGUUUUGAGCUCGUCUGUAAGUUAGCACCUUUAGUGGCCUGGUUGGCUGGUCUAGUGUUAAAGCUGCAGCCUCUAGCACACGUCUAUGGUGUCAGCAUUGGUUAAAAUCCCGCUUGCUGCCUUUUGACACAACCUCUCUAUCUUUCUGCACUGACAUUCUCUAUCUUUUAUAUAAUAUACACUAUAUAUACAAAAGUAUGUGGACACCGCUUCAAAUUAG